AAAGCCAUCAAUUUAAUGCACAAAAAUCCUGGUGGGUUGAUUAAAAGACGUGUCCCUGCAGCCACAUGUAUCACGUCCCUCGGUCCCUCAUCCUCAGCAGAGUCAACAGGACGGCAGCUUUCAGCAGACAAGGCCACAAAUCCGCUGAACAGAGACACGGACUGGAGCAGCAUCCACGCCUUUUGUGACCAGCUCAACAAUGAACUGGAGGGACCUCAGCUGGCCACCAGGCUCCUGGCCCACAAGAUCCAGUCUCCGCAGGAGUGGGAGGCCAUGCAGGCGCUGCUGGUCCUGGAGACGUGCAUGAAAAGCUGCGGGAAGAGGUUUCACAGCGAAGUGGGCAAGUUCCGUUUCCUGAACGAGCUCAUCAAAGUGGUCUCUCCGAAGUACCUGGGUUCGCGGUCUCCCGAGCCGGUCAAGAAGAAGGUGUUGGAGUUGAUCUACAGCUGGACGCUGGGGUUACCCGACGAGGCCAAGAUCUCCGACGCUUAUCAGAUGCUGAAGAAACAAGGUAUUAUUAAACAGGACCCGGAGCUGCCGCCUGACAAACUACUGAACCUUCCUCCUCCCAGACCCAAGAACGCCAUUUUUGAAGAUGAAGAGAAGUCAAAAAUGCUGUCUCGCCUGCUGAACAGUUCGCACCCCGAAGACCUGAAAGCCGCCAACAAGCUUAUCAAGGAAAUGGUGCAAGAGGAUCAGAGGCGAGCGGAGAAGGUGUCGAAGCGAGUGAACGCCAUCCAGGAGGUGAAGGAGAGCGUCUCGCUGCUGACGCAGCUCCUGCAGGACUACGACCGCUCGGCCCCCAGCCAGAGCAACGCUGAGCUCAUCCAGGAUCUCUAUCAGCGCUGUGAGAAAAUGAGACCGACACUGUUCAGACUGGCAAGCGACACAGAGGACAACGACGAGGCGCUGGCGGAGAUCCUGCAGGCCAACGACAGCCUCACUCACGUCAUCAACCUGUACAAGCAGCAGGUGAAGGGGGAGAUCGUCAACGGGAACAACACGUCGGGCCUGCAGAAGCAGACCGGAGGCGGGACGGCGCUGCUGGACCUGACGGGGCUGGACACGUCGCCCCAGUCGCCGCCCUCCUUCCCAGAGUUCCCCACUCCGACAGACAGCCUCAACGCCCCGUCGCAGGAGAUGGGCAUCAGUCUGCUUGACGACGAGCUCAUGUCUCUAGGUCUAAGUGAAGGAACACACACAUCCAACCCAGCGUCGCAGCCUGAGGACUCCACAGCGUGGGACUCCUUCCAGUCGUCUGACAGCAUCGACGCCGACGUCCCAGCAGCCCCCAGCCUCCUCCUGAGCCCGGACCCGCCCUCCCACUCUCAGCCCGUCUCGUCCGGCUCCACUCCCGGGAACUCGGCCCUGGACGAGCUGGACCUGCUGGGGAAGACGCUGCUGCAGCAGUCUCUGCCUCCAGAGGGGCUGCAGGUCAAAUGGGACAAACAGCAGUCCAAACCAACCCUGAGAGAUCUCCAGACCAAGUCGGGCACCAGCAUCACUCCAAACCCAAUCCCGCAAAUCCCCUCCGAGCCUCCCGCUGCUCUGCUGAACUCUCAGCCCGGCCCGGCGGCGGCGGCGGCGGCGGCGGCGGCUGACCUGCUGGAGGCGUCGCCCGCUCACACGGAGCCGGCUCCUCCAGAAGUCACCCUGAGCGAUGUUUUCGUACCGCUAGAAUCCAUCAAGCCCAGUAGUCUCCUCCCAGUGACUGUGUUCGACGGACACAGUCUGCGGGUUCUCUUCCACUUCGCUCGCGACUCGCCCCCGUCUCGACCCGAUGUGCUGGUGGUCAUCAUCUCCAUGCUGUCCUCGGCCCCCGUCCCCGUCAGCGGCAUCAGCUUCCAGACGACGGCCCCAAAGUCCAUGGCAGUGAAGCUGCAGCCCCCGUCAGGAACGGAGCUCCCGGCGUUCAACCCCAUCCUCCCCCCGGCCGCCGUCACACAGAUCAUGCUCCUGGCAAACCCCAACAAGGAGAAGGUGCAGCUGGAGUACACGCUAACCUUCACCAUGGGCGAGCAGGAGCACAGCGAGAGCGGCAGUCUAGAACACUUCCCCCCUCCGGAGCAGUGGGGAAGCCUAUAGCAUUCAAACACUACCAGACGGACUUUCAGCUGCCGGACUCGGCCUCCCUCCUCCCGCCACCUCUCUCUCCGUCAGCCUUUUUUUUUUUUUUUUAAUUCUUUUCUUUUCCUUUCGCGGUCACUCUGCGCUUUCCUCUCCGAUCACGCUCAGUCGGUGUAAUGUGUGUGUAUGCUUUGCUCUAAUCACGCGCGUCUAGAUUCUGCUCUGCUGUCAUGCGGCCGCGUCCAAACAAACUGCUUCCUCCCAGCCGGUUGCAGAUUUGUCGUCUCAUUUCUUCGAACCAACAAGUGCUACAUAUGAAAAAGAUGUUGGACAGAUGUGUGCAUAUUAGCUCAUUCCGUGUGCUUCUUUCUUUGUGUUUUUCUCCCUGGUCUAAAUCCACGAUCAGUCGUUUUAUCUUUUACCUCAGCAUGCUCUGCGAACACGGGACACAACGCUUGCACAAUCCAGCGCAACACAGACUGAACGAUUCUCAGUUUGCGAUUCUUUUAUCAAAUUUUGUGGUGUUUCCAUUUUGUGAUCCUCUGACUGAGUGCACUUUCUGACUGCACAGAGAAUGAUUGUUUUGAAAAAAAAGAAGAAAAAUGCUGUUUCCUCUCAUCUUGUAAAGAACAAAAAUCUACUGUAAAAUCAGAGCUGUGUAUUUUCUGCCAUAUGUGCCUAUUUUGCAGUUCUAACAUUAUUUAAACUUCUGUGCUUCUGAAUGAAAUUUUUUUUUCUUUCCCCUCAUCUGUUACACGUUACUCCAUGUUAGAUGAUUUGAGUUUUGGGAUGCAGAUUAGCUAAAUCUUAACCAUAAUUGUAACGUAAGUUCAAUUGGGACCCCUGAGCUCGGUAUUUUGAGUUAUUCUGUCAACAGUUGAUGCUGAUAACUUGAGCAUUAUGCAAACUGAGCUGCGCUCCGGAGCUCCGAGCAGCGUCUGUCUCAAACGUGUUGGACUCGUAUCUCCAGUCUGCGAUGCAUGGCGGCCGCGAUGGACACGUCCUCCCCAUCACAUUCCACUGCAACCAUCUCCAACCAGACGUCUUUGUAAAAUGCCAGCGGGGGCGGUUCUGUCGUGUACAUCUGACUUGUGCAGCGUGCAAGUGAAUAACACUGGUACAAUACUACUAAUGGGUAAUAAAGGUUUUUUGUUUUCUUGAC
Salarias fasciatus (jewelled blenny) is the source of this 3229-nucleotide messenger RNA. Its product is annotated as ADP-ribosylation factor-binding protein GGA1-like. The record is from RefSeq and is a predicted model, not a curated record. The transcript has 17 exons. The coding region runs from base 16 to 2085 and encodes 689 amino acids. NCBI's taxonomy places the organism in Eukaryota, Metazoa, Chordata, Actinopteri, Blenniiformes, Blenniidae. Gene Ontology annotation, biological process: Golgi to plasma membrane transport; protein localization to cell surface; intracellular protein transport. Gene Ontology annotation, molecular function: phosphatidylinositol binding; small GTPase binding; ubiquitin binding. Gene Ontology annotation, cellular component: trans-Golgi network.